GGCAGCGUAAGGAAGGCCAGUGCCCAGAAGCAGGAUGAGAAGAUGGCACACUUCUUGCUACCCCGGGGCACCAGCAGCUUCCGCAGGCUCACCCCGGAGUCUCUGGCGGCCAUCGAGAAGCGCGCAGCGGAGAAGCAGGCCCGCAGCGCGGCCGCUGCACAGGAGAGCCGAGACGGGCUGGCCGAGGAGGACGUGCCCCGGCCCCAGCUGGACCUGCAGGCCUCCAAGAAGCUGCCCGAUCUCUACGGCAACCCACCCCGGGAGCUCAUCGGGGAGCCCCUGGAGGACCUGGACCCCUUCUAUAGCACCCAAAAGACCUUCAUCGUGUUGAAUAAAGGCAAGACCAUCUUCCGGUUCAGUGCCACCAACGCCCUGUACGUGCUCAGCCCCUUCCACCCGGUCCGGAGAGCAGCGGUGAAGAUUCUGGUACACUCGCUCUUCAGCAUGCUCAUCAUGUGCACCAUCCUGACCAACUGCGUGUUCAUGGCCCAGCAUGACCCCCCAUACUGGACCAAGUAUGUCGAGUACACAUUCACAGCCAUUUACACAUUCGAGUCUCUGGUCAAGAUCCUGGCCCGAGGCUUCUGCCUGCACGCAUUCACCUUUCUGCGGGACCCGUGGAACUGGCUGGACUUCAGCGUGAUUGUCAUGGCAUACACAACUGAAUUUGUGGACCUGGGCAAUGUCUCAGCCUUACGCACCUUCCGAGUCCUCCGGGCCCUGAAAACUAUAUCAGUCAUCUCAGGCCUGAAGACCAUCGUGGGCGCCCUGAUCCAGUCUGUGAAGAAGCUGGCUGACGUGAUGGUCCUCACGGUCUUUUGCCUCAGCGUCUUCGCCCUCAUUGGCCUGCAGCUCUUCAUGGGCAACCUGAGGCACAAGUGUGUGAGGAACUUCACAGAGCUCAACGGCUCCGUGGAGGCCGACGGGCAGGUCUGGCCGUCGCUGGACAUGUACCUCAACCAUACAGGCAAUUACCUACUGAAGAAUGGGACCACUGAUGUUUUACUGUGCGGGAACAGCUCCGAUGCCGGGACGUGUCCUGAGGGCUACCGGUGCCUGAAGGCAGGCCAGAACCCGGACCAUGGCUAUACCAGCUUCGACUCCUUUGCGUGGGCUUUCCUAGCGCUCUUCCGACUGAUGACGCAAGACUGCUGGGAGCGCCUCUACCAGCAGACCCUACGGUCGGCCGGGAAGAUCUACAUGAUCUUCUUCAUGCUGGUCAUUUUCCUGGGCUCCUUCUACCUGGUGAACCUGAUCCUGGCUGUGGUCGCCAUGGCCUACGAGGAGCAGAACCAGGCCACCAUCGCCGAGACCGAAGAGAAGGAGAAACGCUUCCAGGAGGCCAUGGAAAUGCUCAAGAAAGAGCACGAGGCCCUCACCAUCAGGGGUGUGGACACUGUGUCCCGCAGCUCCUUGGAGAUGUCCCCUUUGGCCCCCGUCACCACGCAGGAGCGAAGGACCAAGUGGAGAAAACGGGCGUCUUCGGGGACAGAGGAGGGCGGGGACGACAGGUUCCCCAAGUCCGACUCAGAGGAUGGCGUCAGAGUCAUGAACCGGUUCAGCAUCAGCUACGGCCUCAGCAGGACCUCCAUGAAGCAGCCAUGCUCCAGCCACGGCAGCAUCUUCACCUUCCGCCGGCGUGACCUAGGCUCCGAGACAGACUUUGCCGAUGACGAAAACAGCACCGCGGGGGACAGCGAGAGCCACCGCGCCUCCCUGCUCCUGCCCUGGCCUCUGCGCCGGCCCAGUGCCCAGGCUCAGCCCGGCCACAUCCUCACCAGCAAGAGGAACAGCACCGUGGACUGCAAUGGGGUGGUCUCCUUGCUGGGGGCAGGCGACCCCGAGGCCACGUCCCCAGGGAGCCACCUGCUCCGGCCUAGGAUGCUGGAGCGGCCCCCGGACACGACCACACCUUCGGAGGAGCCAGGCGGGCCCCAGAUGCUGACCCCCCAGGCCCCGGGCGUGGACGGCUUCGAGGAGCCCGGAGAGCGACAGCGGGCCCUCAGUGCAGUCAGCAUCCUCACCAGUGCGCUGGAAGAGUUGGAGGAGUCCCACCGCAAGUGCCCGCCAUGCUGGAACCGCUUUGCCCAGCGCUACCUGGUCUGGGAGUGCUGCCCACUGUGGAUGUCCAUCAAGCAGGGGGUGAAGUUCAUGGUCAUGGACCCGUUCGCGGACCUCACCAUCACCAUGUGCAUCGUGCUCAACACGCUCUUUAUGGCCUUGGAGCACUACAACAUGACCACGGAGUUCGAGGAAAUGCUGCAGGUCGGGAACCUGGUGUUUACGGGGAUCUUCACGGCAGAGAUGACCUUCAAGAUUAUCGCCUUUGACCCCUACUACUACUUCCAGCAGGGAUGGAACAUCUUCGAUAGCAUCAUCGUCAUCCUUAGCCUCAUGGAACUAGGCCUGUCCCGCAUGGGCAACCUGUCAGUGCUCCGCUCCUUCCGCCUGCUCCGGGUCUUCAAGCUGGCCAAAUCCUGGCCCACCCUGAACACACUCAUCAAAAUCAUCGGCAACUCCGUGGGGGCGCUGGGCAACCUGACCCUGGUGCUGGCGAUCAUUGUGUUCAUCUUCGCCGUGGUCGGCAUGCAGCUCUUCGGCAAGAACUACUCAGAGAUGAGGCACUGCAUCAGCGACUCGGGCCUGCUGCCCCGCUGGCACAUGAUGGACUUCUUCCACGCCUUCCUCAUCAUCUUCCGCAUUCUCUGUGGCGAGUGGAUCGAGACCAUGUGGGACUGCAUGGAGGUGUCUGGGCAGUCCCUGUGCCUGCUGGUUUUCUUGCUUGUCAUGGUCAUCGGUAACCUUGUGGUCCUGAAUCUCUUCCUGGCCUUGCUGCUCAGCUCCUUCAGCGCCGACAACCUCACGGCCCCCGACGAGGACGGCGAGAUGAACAACCUCCAGCUGGCCCUGGCCCGCAUCCAGAGGGGCCUGCGCUUCGUCAAGAGGGCCACCUGGGACUUCUGCUGGGGGCUGCUGAGCCAGCGGCCACAGAAGCCAGCUGUCCUGGCCCCCCGGGCCCGGCUUCCCAGUUGCAUUGCUGCCUCCGGCUCACCCCCACCCCCAGAGGCAGGGAAGGCACCCCCAGCCCGCAAGGAGACACGGUUUGAGGAAGGCAACCGGCCAGGCCAGGGCAGCCCUGGGGACCCAGAGCCCGUGUGUGUCCCCAUCGCUGUGGCUGAGUCGGACACCGAUGACCAAGAGGACGAUGAGGAAAACAGCCUGGGUACAGAGGAGGGGUCCAGCAAGCAGCAGGAAUCCCAGCCUGUGUCGGCCGGCCCAGAGACACCCCCAGAGCCCAGGGCCUGGAGCCAGGUGUCAGAGACCGCCUCCUCUGAGCCCGAGGCCCACGCGGCUCAGGCCGAGGGGCAGCCACAGCGGGAAGCAGAGCCCCCCACCCCAGGGUGCACGGAGCAGACCCAUGAAGACAGUUUCUCAGAGGGCAGCACAGCAGACAUGACCAACACUGCUGACCUCCUGGAGAAGAUCCCCGACCUGGGAGAGGAUGUCAAGGACCCAGAGGAUUGCUUCACUGAAGGCUGUGUCCGGCGCUGUCCCUGCUGUGCAGUGGACACCACACAAACCCCAGGGAAGGUCUGGUGGCGGCUACGAAAGACCUGCUACCGCAUCGUGGAGCACAGCUGGUUCGAGAGCUUCAUCAUCUUCAUGAUCCUGCUCAGCAGCGGAGCGCUGGCCUUUGAGGACAUCUACCUGGAGGAGCGGAAGACCGUCAAGGUGCUGCUGGAGUACGCCGACAAGAUGUUCACCUACAUCUUCGUGCUGGAGAUGCUGCUCAAGUGGGUGGCCUACGGCUUCCAGAAGUACUUCACCAACGCCUGGUGCUGGCUCGACUUCCUCAUCGUGGACGUCUCACUGAUUAGCCUGGUGGCAAACACCCUGGGCUUUGCUGAGAUGGGCCCCAUCAAGUCGCUGCGAACACUACGUGCGCUCCGCCCCCUGCGAGCCUUGUCACGAUUCGAAGGCAUGCGGGUGGUGGUCAACGCCCUGGUGGGUGCCAUUCCCUCCAUCAUGAACGUCCUCCUGGUCUGCCUCAUCUUCUGGCUCAUCUUCAGCAUCAUGGGCGUGAAUCUCUUUGCCGGCAAGUUUGGGAAGUGCAUCAACCAGACUGAGGGAGACCUGCCUCUGAACUACACCUUCGUGAACAACAAGAGCGAGUGUGAGUCCUUCAAUGUGACCGGCGAGCUCUACUGGACCAAAGUGAAAGUCAACUUUGACAAUGUGGGAGCCGGGUACCUGGCCCUUCUGCAGGUGGCAACCUUUAAGGGGUGGAUGGACAUUAUGUAUGCAGCGGUGGACUCCAGAGGGUAUGAAGAGCAGCCCCAGUGGGAGUACAACCUCUAUAUGUAUAUCUACUUUGUCAUCUUCAUCAUCUUCGGAUCGUUCUUCACCCUGAACCUCUUCAUUGGUGUGAUCAUUGACAACUUCAACCAGCAGAAGAAAAAGUUAGGUGGCCAGGACAUCUUCAUGACGGAGGAGCAGAAGAAGUACUACAACGCGAUGAAGAAGUUGGGCUCCAAGAAGCCCCAGAAGCCCAUCCCACGGCCCCUGAACAAGUAUCAAGGCUUCAUAUUCGACAUCGUGACCAAGCAGGCCUUUGACGUCACCAUCAUGUUUCUGAUCUGCCUGAACAUGGUGACCAUGAUGGUGGAGACCGAUGACCAGAGCCCGGAGAAGAUCAACAUCCUGGCCAAGAUCAACCUGCUCUUUGUGGGCAUCUUCACGGGCGAGUGCAUCGUGAAGAUGGCUGCCCUGCGCCACUACUACUUCACCAACAGCUGGAACAUCUUCGACUUUGUGGUUGUCAUCCUCUCCAUCGUGGGCACCGUGCUCUCGGACAUCAUCCAGAAGUACUUCUUCUCACCCACGCUCUUCCGGGUCAUCCGCUUGGCCCGCAUCGGCCGCAUCCUCAGGCUGAUCCGAGCGGCCAAGGGGAUCCGGACGCUGCUCUUCGCCCUCAUGAUGUCCCUGCCGGCGCUCUUCAACAUCGGCCUGCUCCUCUUCCUCGUCAUGUUCAUCUACUCCAUCUUCGGCAUGGCCAACUUCCCCUACGUCAAGUGGGAGGCGGGCAUCGACGACAUGUUCAACUUCCAGACCUUCGCCAACAGCAUGCUGUGCCUCUUCCAGAUCACCACGUCGGCGGGCUGGGACGGCCUGCUCAGCCCCAUCCUCAACACGGGGCCCCCCUACUGCGACCCCAACCUGCCCAACAGCAACGGCUCCCGGGGGAACUGUGGGAGCCCGGCGGUGGGCAUCCUCUUCUUCACCACAUACAUCAUCAUCUCCUUCCUCAUCGUGGUCAACAUGUACAUCGCCAUCAUCCUGGAGAACUUCAGCGUGGCCACGGAGGAGAGCACCGAGCCCCUGAGCGAGGACGACUUCGACAUGUUCUACGAGACCUGGGAGAAGUUCGACCCCGAGGCCACCCAGUUCAUCGAGUACGCGGCCCUCUCCGACUUUGCCGACGCCCUGGCGGAGCCCCUCCGAAUCGCCAAGCCCAACCAGAUCAGCCUCAUCAACAUGGACCUGCCCGUGGUGAGCGGGGACCGAAUCCACUGCAUGGACAUCCUCUUCGCCUUCACCAAGAGGGUCUUGGGGGAGUCCGGGGAGAUGGACGCCCUGAAGAUCCAGAUGGAGGAGAAGUUCAUGGCCGCCAACCCGUCCAAGAUCUCCUACGAGCCCAUCACCACCACCCUGCGGCGCAAGCACGAGGAGGUGUCGGCCACUGUCAUCCAGCGGGCCUUCCGGCGACACCUCCUGCAGCGCUCUGUGAAGCACGCCUCCUUUCUCUUCCGGCAGCAGACGGGCAGCAGCAGCCUCUCGGACGAGGACGCCCCCGAGCGAGAGGGCCUCAUCGCCUACAUGAUGAACGAGAACUUCUCCCGGCGCCGGGACCAACCGUCCAGCUCCUCCGUCUCGUCCACGUCCUCCCCGCCCUCCUACGACAGCGUGACCCGGGCCACCAGCGACAACCUCCAGGUGCGCGCGUCUGACUACAGCCGCAGCGAGGACCUGGCGGACUUCCCCACGUCGCCAGACAGGGACCGAGAGUCCAUCGUGUGAGCCCCGGACCCCUUGGAGACAAACCUGGACGCAGUCACAGGCCAGCGUCCGCGGGGACCCCCCUGCCCCCCGGGCUGAGAGAGGGGGCUCGCCCCGUGGCUUCCCACGGCAGAGCCAGCGAGUGGCCGCAGCGUCCACUGCCUGUGGGGUUGGCAAAGCUGACUGCCCCCCAGGGGCGGGGGUGGGGGUGUCCUGGCCCCGAGCGUCCACACAGACCAGUGGCCUGCCCCCUCUGCCAGCGCCCGGGGGCUCUGACAAGCAGCGAUACCCCAGCUGCCAAGGCCGGACCCCACACUGGGCCUGUUUCUGUCAUGAACGGGCUUUUGUAAAUUUAUUAUAUUUGAUAUUUUUUUACUGGAGCACAGAACUAACUCCUUUUUUUCCGCUCCCAACUACCCUCCCACCCCACCCCACCCCCGUGGACAUGGGCAACAAGUCACACUGCCUCCUGGGUAACCCUGAACACAUGUGUUUCCCGAACUCCCAGAACUCUGCCCUCGGACGCAGGGAAUCUCACAGGCCGUUCACUGCCUGGACGCCCUCACUCACACGCAUGUGCACACUCAUCACACACACACACACACACACACACACACACACACACACACACACACACACACGCCAGGCUAUGCCAGGCAGCCCCCUGUGCCCCUGCCUGAGGCAGACGAGCCCUUCCUCCUGGCCCCAUGGACAGAGUUUUGUCUGUGGGGCCCACACUCACUUGCCAUGGUCCCUGACAUCCUGCUUUUGUCCUGUGAGGUAGACCCUUCUAGAAGAGAAGGGUCCCUGGCCGCACCCAGGCCCUAUGGCCGCCUCCCGCUGAGUGGUACCAUUCAAACCGAAGGGCUCAGGGCUGCAAGGAGGCUCCUCGAUCCUGGGCCCCACCUGGUGGAACCACAUGGCUUGGGGCUGGAAGAAGCAGCUGCUAUCACCCCCAGGCCCUUCUGCCUCUGACCCUGUGGGGAGGGACCUGCAUGGCCCCUGCCCCCUCUAGAGGCAUUAGCAUGGGGAUGGGGCCUUGUCCCUGCCCCGGAAGAUAGGGAACCCUGAGCCCAUUGGGCGAGGCAGCGGUGAGGGCCAGCCCCGCUUCCAUGUCAACCAGGGUCCACAGGCAGGAAGGGGCAGAGUCCCUGCUGCCCAGUAGGUCUUAUGGGAAGGCUUUUUUUUUUUCCCCAGGGAGAAAAAAUACUUUUUCUAGUCUAAUUCCCCGCCUCGGGGCCUCUUCAGCUGCUGACAAUCCUAUUUAGCAUAUGCAAAUCUUCUCAUGUAAAUAACUGUCGCCCUGGGAGAGUGGUGGCAGGGUGGGCUGGUGGCCCCAGCUCUGCAGCAGAGCCCCUUUCCCACGGACGCCCACCGCACAGGCCCCGCCAGCCUCACGUGCCCGCUCCGAGUGGGCAGCCCGGGGGCGCCGGACAUCGGCUCCUCUAACCUACCUCGCCGUCUGCUUGUGAGGCUUGGGGCACUGCUGGAAGGGGCACCGCCGGCGAGCCAAGUAUUAUGUCCCUUCCUGUCCUCCCCAUUCACCUUGGUGCCCCGCCCCGGCCCCACCAUGGCCACCCAGUUCUCCCUCCCUCCCAACCCCCUGCCCCCCAGAGUCCAGCGUGGGACUGCGUUUUAACCAUCCCAGCUCACUCCUGCAAGUGAAGAAAAUCUUAUUUUUAUACAUCUCUGUGCUCAGCUCGGGGGGCCUUGGGGCAGGCUGUGCCCAUCCCCGGCCACACUGGGAGGCAGGCCGGGCUGCAUGUCCUGCUGGCCGGAAGGAGCCUUUGGCUUUGUGUGUGGCCAGCCAGGGAGCCCGCGACAGCAGCUGAUGGACGGUGUGACCGAGGGCAGGGGGCAAGCAGGCCCAACUCCUUAGCUGGAAGCGUGGCUCUCACUUUUUCCCUUUUCUGGGACUGACCACUGAGCAGCAGGA
Echinops telfairi (small Madagascar hedgehog) is the source of this 7993-nucleotide messenger RNA. RefSeq names its product sodium voltage-gated channel alpha subunit 5 (gene SCN5A). Bases 43 to 6078 code for a protein of 2011 amino acids. The record is from RefSeq and is a predicted model, not a curated record. Gene Ontology annotation, cellular component: plasma membrane; voltage-gated sodium channel complex; axon. Gene Ontology annotation, molecular function: voltage-gated sodium channel activity involved in cardiac muscle cell action potential. Gene Ontology annotation, biological process: AV node cell action potential; membrane depolarization during action potential; regulation of heart rate. Lineage: Eukaryota; Metazoa; Chordata; Mammalia; Afrosoricida; Tenrecidae. The transcript has 27 exons.